ACCGACCGAUUACGUCCAAGAUUAGCUUAAAAUUGAAUCAAGCUCGUGAUAAGAAGUCAUAGUGCCUAGUGCUUGUGUUCUGGGAUUAUCCUAAAGCUUUUUUCUUAAUAAAAGGAUUUACGUUAUUUAACCAAAAUUGCUAAUAGAAAGAAGCAACGUGCCAAGCGCAAUACGAUGGAGAAAAACAGCUCCAGCGUCAUUGUAGCGACAGCAACAACCCCAACAACCUCUGGAGCAACAACAACCACAGGAGGACCAGCAACAUCUGCAGGAACAGGAGGAUCAAUCAAAUCCAACGACAAACGUUAUAACAAGACGACCUGCAUUAAGAAAGUCAAAUUCUCCAGCGAAAGCUUAAAAGCCGAGGUUGAUGAAAUUUGUGAGCAGUUAAAGGAUAACGCCUUGAUUGAUCUAAGCAACGAUAAUUUAAGAGUAAAUUAUCGUCCACAUCAUCAGCAAAACAGCAUCAAUCACCACCACCACAACAACAACAAUAUCAGCAAUAAUAAGUACAACAUGAGCACAACAGAGGCCGAAAAUGAUGUGGCAACAGGCACUCCCACAGAUGCAGAGAGGCCUAGUUUUUUGGUGGGCGAUGAAAUCGAUGAGAAGGCAGCCGAAGCUGGCGAAGCAGUUGAUGAGUUCCCCCAAAAGCUGCAGAGCGAUAUACGCCAGAAUGGCGACAUAUCCGAACGACGCAAGCGACUGAGGCCCAGUAUGUCACGCGGUACCGGGUUGGGACAGGAUCGUCAUCAGGAUCGUGAUUUCCAUAUUGCCACCACGGAGGAGUUUGUAAAACGUUUCGGUGGCACUCGUGUCAUUAAUCGUGUCCUUAUUGCCAACAAUGGAAUUGCGGCAGUGAAAUGUAUGCGUUCCAUUCGUCGUUGGUCCUACGAGAUGUUCAAAAAUGAACGUGCCGUACGUUUUGUGGUUAUGGUCACUCCGGAGGAUUUGAAAGCCAAUGCCGAGUACAUCAAAAUGGCCGAUCAUUAUGUUCCCGUGCCCGGCGGUUCCAAUAAUAACAAUUAUGCCAAUGUUGAGCUCAUUGUGGAUAUUGCACUUCGCACUCAAGUUCAGGCCGUUUGGGCUGGUUGGGGUCAUGCCUCAGAGAAUCCGAAAUUACCUGAACUGCUGCAUAAGGAGGGUCUGGUCUUUUUGGGACCACCAGAACGUGCCAUGUGGGCUUUGGGUGACAAGGUGGCAUCCUCGAUUGUUGCUCAAACAGCUGAGAUACCCACCCUGCCAUGGUCCGGUUCGGAGCUGAAGGCACAGUAUAGCGGCAAGAAAAUUAAGAUUUCUAGCGAAUUGUUUGCCCGCGGUUGUGUUACCAAUGCGGAGCAGGGUCUGGCUGCAGUAAAUAAGAUUGGUUUCCCUGUGAUGAUCAAGGCAUCAGAAGGUGGUGGCGGCAAGGGUAUUCGUCGUGUGGAUACCGCUGAAGAGUUCCCCGCUCUCUUCCGUCAAGUGCAAGCCGAGGUACCCGGUUCACCUAUUUUCGUAAUGAAAUUGGCCAGCGGUGCCCGUCACUUGGAGGUCCAGCUGUUGGCUGAUCAGUAUGGCAAUGCCAUUAGUUUGUUUGGUCGUGACUGUUCCAUACAGCGACGCCAUCAGAAGAUCAUUGAGGAAGCUCCGGCUAUUGUGGCUCAGCCCGAAGUUUUCGAGGACAUGGAAAAGGCUGCUGUGCGUUUGGCCAAAAUGGUUGGCUAUGUCAGUGCCGGAACUGUGGAGUAUCUGUACGAUCCAGAGGGUAAAUAUUUCUUCCUCGAGCUAAAUCCACGUCUUCAAGUGGAGCAUCCUUGUACGGAAAUGGUUGCCGAUGUCAAUUUGCCAGCCUGUCAGCUACAAAUUGGAAUGGGUAUUCCCCUAUAUCGAUUAAAAGACAUUCGUCUACUGUACGGAGAGUCUCCAUGGGGCUCGUCAAUAAUUGACUUUGAGAAUCCUCCAAAUAAGCCACGUCCAUCUGGACAUGUGAUUGCUGCCCGCAUAACCUCCGAGAAUCCCGAUGAGGGUUUCAAACCCAGUUCAGGAACUGUGCAAGAGUUGAAUUUCCGGUCUAGCAAGAAUGUGUGGGGUUACUUCAGUGUGGCCGCAUCCGGAGGAUUGCAUGAGUUUGCCGACUCGCAGUUUGGCCAUUGUUUCUCAUGGGGUGAAAAUCGUCAGCAGGCUCGUGAGAAUCUUGUGAUUGCCCUGAAAGAGCUGUCCAUUCGUGGUGAUUUCCGAACUACUGUUGAGUACCUGAUCACAUUGCUGGAGACGAAUAGAUUUUUGGACAAUAGCAUAGACACAGCCUGGUUGGAUGCUUUGAUUGCUGAACGUGUCCAGUCGGAGAAACCGGACAUCUUGCUAGGCGUCAUGUGUGGUUCGCUUCAUAUCGCUGACCGUGAGAUCACGGAAUCUUUUUCAAGCUUCCAAACCUCGCUGGAGAAGGGCCAGAUACAGGCGGCCAACACUCUGACCAAUGUGGUCGAUGUGGAACUCAUUCAUGAUGGCAUCCGGUAUAAGGUGCAGGCAGCCAAGAGCGGAGCAAACUCCUAUUUCCUGCUGAUGAAUAGUUCAUUUAAGGAGAUUGAAGUGCAUAGGCUUUCGGACGGUGGUUUGCUUAUCUCAUUCGAAGGCGCUUCCUAUACCACCUACAUGAAGGAGGAGGUCGAUCGCUAUCGUAUCGUCAUUGGCAAUCAGACUUGUGUCUUUGAUAAGGAGAAUGAUCCUUCUCUGCUGCGAAGUCCAUCGGCUGGUAAGCUGAUCAAUCUGAUUGUAGAAGAAGGUGCUCAUGUGAGUAAGGGUCAAGCGUAUGCUGAGAUAGAGGUGAUGAAAAUGGUUAUGACCCUCACUUCCCUCGAAGCGGGCACAGUGACAUUUGUGCGACGGCCGGGUGCCGUUUUGGAGGCGGGAUCUCUGUUGGGUCACCUUGAACUGGACGAUCCUUCAUUGGUAACGAAAGCGCAGCCUUGCAAGAGCCAAUUCCCCACACCUGAGAAUGCACCAGUGCCAGAGAAGCUGAAUCGCAUCCAUAACACCUACAAGAGCAUCUUGGAGAACACUUUGGCGGGCUAUUGUCUGCCCGAGCCAUUUAAUGCCCAGCGUCUGCGUGACAUCAUUGAGAAAUUCAUGCAAAGCUUGAGAGAUCCCUCAUUGCCGCUGCUUGAAUUGCAGGAGGUGAUUGCCUCCAUAUCGGGACGUAUUCCCAUCUCGGUGGAGAAAAAGAUUCGCAAGCUAAUGACCUUGUAUGAGCGCAAUAUUACCAGUGUUCUGGCCCAGUUCCCAUCCCAGCAGAUAGCCAGUGUCAUCGAUAGCCAUGCUGCCACCCUGCAGAAGCGAGCCGAUCGCGAUGUCUUCUUCCUGACCACCCAGAGCAUCGUGCAGCUGGUGCAGCGCUAUAGGAAUGGCAUCCGUGGUCGCAUGAAGGCUGCUGUCCAUGAGCUUUUGCGUCAAUACUACGAUGUUGAGUCCCAGUUCCAGCAUGGUCACUACGAUAAGUGUGUGGGCCUGGUGCGGGAACACAACAAGGAUGACAUGCAAACUGUGGUGAACACCAUAUUCUCCCACUCUCAGGUGGCAAAGAAGAAUCUGCUGGUCACCCUGCUCAUCGAUCAUUUGUGGGCCAAUGAACCCGGUCUCACGGAUGAGUUGGCCAACACUUUGAGUGAAUUGACCUCUCUGAAUCGUGCGGAGCAUUCGCGAGUGGCAUUGAGAUCACGACAGGUUUUGAUUGCUGCCCACCAGCCAGCCUACGAGUUGCGACAUAAUCAAAUGGAAUCCAUCUUUCUGUCAGCCGUUGAUAUGUACGGCCAUGAUUUCCAUCCCGAGAAUUUGCAGCGUUUAAUUCUGUCGGAGACCUCGAUCUUUGAUAUACUCCACGAUUUCUUCUAUCACUCCAAUCGGGCGGUGUGCAACGCUGCCCUUGAGGUUUACGUCAGAAGAGCCUACACAUCGUACGAAUUAACCUGUCUCCAGCAUUUGGAACUCUCUGGAGGCUUGCCUCUGGUGCACUUCCAAUUCUUGUUGCCCACUGCCCAUCCGAAUCGCCUUUUCUCACGCAUGUCCUCGCCCGAGGGUCUAGAUCAGGCGGCUGCCGAAAGUUUGGGCAGUUCCUUUGUACGGACCGGCGCCAUAGCAGCGUUUGAUUCAUUCGAGCACUUUGAAAUGUAUUCCGAUGAAAUUCUGGACUUGCUCGAGGACUUCGUCUCACCUGCAUUGGUUAGUGCUAAGGUUCUGGAGGCCGUGGAGGCUGUGGAUUCCAUUUCGGACAGUCGUCAUAGUACAUCGAUUAAUGUAUCGCUAUCGGAUCCUGUGACCCGGGCAAAUGCCGCGGAGGAGGCCAAGUCCACCGAACCCAUACACAUUGUCAGUGUUGCGGUGAGGGAAACCGGCGAAAUGGAUGAUCUGCAGAUGGCCCAAAUAUUCGGAAACUACUGCAAAGAGCACAACGAAGAGCUGUUCCAACGGCGCAUCAGGAGAAUUACUUUUGCUGCCCUCAAGAAACGUCAGUUCCCCAAGUUCUUUACCUAUCGUGCACGCGAUAAAUUCGAGGAGGAUCGCAUAUACCGUCAUUUGGAGCCCGCUUCUGCUUUCCAUUUGGAGCUGAAUCGUAUGAAGACCUACGAUUUGGAAGCUCUGCCAACGGCAAACCAAAAGAUGCAUUUGUACUUGGGCAGAGCCAAGGUGUCCAAGGGACAAGAGGUCACAGAUUAUCGGUUCUUCAUUCGUUCAAUCAUUCGACACUCGGAUCUCAUCACCAAGGAGGCAUCGUUCGAGUAUCUACAAAACGAAGGAGAACGCGUUCUCCUCGAGGCUAUGGAUGAACUGGAGGUGGCCUUCUCCCAUCCCCAUGCAAAACGCACCGAUUGCAAUCACAUUUUCCUCAACUUUGUGCCCACUGUCAUUAUGGAUCCCGCAAAAAUAGAGGAAUCGGUGACUAAAAUGAUUAUGCGGUAUGGCCCACGUCUAUGGAAACUUCGAGUGCUGCAGGCUGAACUGAAAAUGGUUAUCCGUCAGUCGCCGCAAUCACCCACUCAGGCAGUGCGUCUUUGCAUAGCCAAUGAUUCGGGUUACUUCCUCGACAUCUCCAUGUACACAGAGCAAACCGAACCGGAGACUGGAAUUAUUAAGUUCAAGGCUUAUGGCGAGAAGCAGGGAUCUCUACAUGGUCAUCCCAUUUCCACACCCUACAUGACCAAAGACUUUUUGCAACAGAAACGCUUCCAGGCACAAUCGAAUGGCACUACCUAUGUCUACGAUGUGCCCGAUAUGUUCCGACAGAUGAGCGAACGUCACUGGCGGGAGUUCUCCAAGGCUCGUCCCACAGUCGACAUACGCAUUCCGGAUAAAAUUCUCUUGGAGUGCCAAGAACUUGUACUCGAAGGCGAUAAUCUGGUGGAGAUGCAGCGUCUACCCGGAGAGAACAAUUGCGGCAUGGUAGCUUGGCGCAUUGUGCUGGCCACUCCAGAGUAUCCAAAUGGUCGUGAGAUCAUUGUGAUAGCCAACGAUUUGACCUAUCUAAUUGGUUCCUUUGGCAUCAAAGAGGAUAUACUCUUUGCCAAGGCUUCUCAGUUGGCGCGUGAACGCAAAGUGCCCAGGAUUUACAUCUCUGUCAAUAGUGGAGCACGUAUUGGUCUAGCUGAGGAAGUGAAAUCUAUGUUCCGCAUAGCAUGGGAAGAUCCCGAAGAGCCGGAUAAGGGUUUCAAGUAUCUUUAUCUGUCUACUGAGGACUACGCUAAGGUGGCCAAUCUCAAUUCGGUGCGUGCCAUUCUAAUUGAAGAUGAGGGCGAGCAGCGCUAUAAAAUCACCGAUAUUAUUGGCAAGGAUGACGGUUUGGGUGUUGAGAAUUUGCGUUAUGCUGGUCUGAUUGCUGGUGAAACAUCACAAGCCUAUGAAGAGAUUGUAACCAUAGCCAUGGUCACUUGCCGCACCAUUGGCAUUGGCUCUUAUGUGGUUCGUUUGGGUCAGCGUGUCAUCCAGAUUGAUAAUUCGCAUAUAAUACUCACGGGUUAUGCUGCUCUCAAUAAGCUUCUUGGACGCAAGGUCUAUGCCUCAAAUAAUCAAUUGGGCGGUGUCCAGAUCAUGUUCAAUAAUGGAGUUACCCACAAGACUGAAGCGAUUGAUCUGGAUGGUGUAUACACAAUUCUCGACUGGCUGUCAUACAUUCCCGCCCACAUUGGCUGUGAAUUGCCCAUUGUACUACCAUGUGAUCGUGUUGAUCGUCCAGUGGAUUUCAUGCCUACGAAAUCUCCAUAUGAUCCACGGUGGAUGCUUGCCGGUAGGGUUAAUCCUGUCAAUGCCAACGAAUGGGAAAAUGGUUUCUUUGAUCGCGACUCAUGGAGCGAAAUUAUGGCACCGUGGGCCAAGACUGUGGUCACGGGACGUGCUCGUCUCGGUGGUGUCCCAGUUGGUGUGAUUGCCGUGGAGACACGCACUGUCGAAGUGGAAAUGCCAGCCGAUCCGGCUAAUUUGGAUUCAGAAGCCAAAACUCUGCAGCAGGCGGGUCAAGUAUGGUAUCCGGACUCCUCGUACAAGACAGCUCAGGCCAUCAAGGACUUUGGACGUGAGGAAUUACCAUUGAUUGUGUUUGCCAAUUGGCGUGGUUUCUCCGGCGGCAUGAAGGACAUGUACGAACAGAUUGUCAAAUUUGGAGCUUACAUUGUGGAUGGACUAAGGGAAUACAAGAAGCCAGUGUUGAUUUAUCUACCUCCCAAUGCCGAACUCCGAGGCGGAGCCUGGGCUGUGCUGGACUCUCUGAUCAAUCCGCGUUACAUGGAAACCUACGCAGAUCCAGAGGCCCGAGGCGGUGUUCUGGAACCCGAAGGCAUUGUUGAGAUCAAAUACAAAGAAAAGGAUCUUGUGAAGACCAUUCAUCGGCUGGAUGCUACCACCAUAGCGCUUAAACGAGAACUUGAUGAAGCAACUGCAGCUGGGGACAAGGUGAAGGUCGCUCAGCUUGAUGAAAAGAUUAAGGCCCGCAUCUCAAUACUCAUGCAUGUCUAUCACACGGUGGCGGUUCAUUUUGCUGACUUGCAUGAUACCCCGGAACGCAUGCUGGAAAAGGAGUGCAUCAGUGAGAUUGUGCCAUGGAGGGAUUCUCGUCGCUGGCUCUACUGGCGUCUACGACGUUUACUGCUAGAGGAUGCGCACAUUAAAAAGAUCCUGCGGGCCCAGGAUAAUCUAUCCGUAGGACAGGCCAAACAGAUGCUUCGACGCUGGUUGGUCGAAGAAAAGGGAGCCACAGAGGCAUAUUUAUGGGAUAAGAAUGAGCAAAUGGUUGCUUGGUAUGAAGAGCAAACCAAAAAUCAAGAAUCCAUCGUAACCAGAAAUGUAAACUCUGUGCGAAGGGAUGCAAUUAUUUCGACAAUUUCCAAAAUGCUAGAGGACUGCCCCGAUGUGGCGCUGGACGCUGUGGUGGGUCUUUGCCAGGGCCUGACGCCAGUCAAUCGUGGAGUUGUUGUACGCACACUGGCACAAAUGCAACUGAACGAGGAGUCCUCCUCGAAUACCCAGGGAUGAUGAUUCUUUGCUAGGUUUUAAGUUUUCUCCAGCCAUUCCCCCCCACCUUAACUUAUCGCAUCUUAGCGAUAGCUUCAGUGCUCUCUCAGCCCCGCCCCUCCCCCCUUAACUCGUGUAAUAUAAUGCAGCCUUUUGUUUUAGUUAAAUUUCUUUAACUUUAAAUUAGCUUAAAAAAAAAACUAGGUUUAUAUGAGAAACCCAAUUGGAUUUGUCUAGUAGAAGUUGUGUGGGUUAAGCCAUAAUCUAAGCUGUAUCCAUCUUGUGUAUAUACUCUAUAUAUAUACUUGCUCUCUAUAGAAUACAAAAAAACUUUCCAUUAGUUGUCUAAGACCCAAAGUCGUUUGUACACUUACACACACACAUACAUACAGAGCUUUUUUGUGAAUUAUACGAAUAUUUGAAAAUAUAUGGUAAAAUAUAUAAA
Drosophila willistoni is the source of this 7918-nucleotide messenger RNA. RefSeq names its product acetyl-CoA carboxylase (gene ACC). The transcript has 13 exons. Lineage: Eukaryota; Metazoa; Arthropoda; Insecta; Diptera; Drosophilidae. The record is from RefSeq and is a predicted model, not a curated record. Gene Ontology annotation, molecular function: acetyl-CoA carboxylase activity; ATP binding; metal ion binding. Gene Ontology annotation, biological process: fatty acid biosynthetic process. The coding region runs from base 175 to 7494 and encodes 2439 amino acids.